AUGCCGACUCCCGCCACACAAAAAUCUAACGCCAAGUUAGAAGAGUCAAACAAAAAGCAGGGCUCCAGGGCUCCUCCCAAACCAAAUGACAAGGCCUUUAGAACCGCUCUUGACGAAAAUAGAGCAAAGAUUGACAAGUUACAAGAGCAACUGGAUAAAUUAAAUGAAAAAAUUAACAAUGAAAUGAAUAACGAUCCAAUCGGUCGGAAACGUGAUGAGCUUAAAAAACAACUGGAUGAGAUUCGUGAUAAGCAAGCGCUUCAUAAGCAAGCAAGAAGUUCUACCUUUGAGAAAAUUAAGGUUUUAAACGAUGCUAUGAAUAAAAAGAAGCGUGAUGUCAAAGUUGGCAAGGAUAAGAUGCAGUUCAGGACGGUCAAGGACAUUGAUCUUCAUAUCCAGAAUCUAGAGAGACAAGUCGAAUCUGGCGAAUUGAAGAUUAUAGAAGAAAAACGAAUUAUAUCUGAAAUAUCCAACCUCAGGAAAGCCAAGAAAUCCGUUGAACAGUUUGAAGUUCAACAAAACUCCAUCGAAGCGGAUCAAAAGGCGAUUGACGAUAUCAAAAAGACGCUUCAAGAUACCGAUUCGAGACAACUCAGUGCAGAAUACGACAAGAUAAAAGCAGAACUUGACCUUCUCUACAAAAAUCAAUCAGAGCAACACGAAAAACGUCAAAAGCUUUUUGACGAAAGAAAAAGACUCAAGAACCAGAUUAACGCAGAGUAUGAAAGAAAACAUACUUUGCACGAUAAUUACAACAAGGCCAAGCAGCAGUACUAUGAAUGGUUUGAUGAAAAGAAAGCAGAAGAUGAAGCAACGCAAAUGGCCGAGAAAGCCCAGCAACUGCGUGAAGAAGCAGCUUUUCCAGCUUUCGAAGCAGAAAUAUUGUUAUGUACCAACCUUAUCCACUUUUUCCAGACCAACUAUGGGAUACACAAAACUGUUGUCGAGCCCACUACUGAAACUUCUCCUGCUACUUCAAACGUUCGUGCCGCUGAUACAACUGCCAAUGUACCAGAGGGUGUAAUUGUCGAUGUCGAGGUUCCCACAAACGUGAACGAUAUAGAGAAAACUAUCGAAGCUUUGAUUGCCAAGAAGCAAUAUUAUACAGAAAACCAAGAGAGAAUCACCGAGGAAAACAUCGAAAAGGUUGAAGCUAAAAUUGCUGCAAUGAAAACAAAAGAUCAGCCCGAGAAUGGCAAGAAGACGAAUGUUGAAGGGGGUGAUAUCAAAAAGUCGGUUAAUGUAGUUACUCCUGAGGCUUCUGCUGCCACAGAGACUAAAGAGGAAGUCAAGUGA
Messenger RNA from Paraglomus brasilianum, 1296 nucleotides. The record is from the annotation of a GenBank genome assembly. NCBI's taxonomy places the organism in Eukaryota, Fungi, Glomeromycota, Glomeromycetes, Paraglomerales, Paraglomeraceae.